Molecule: messenger RNA, 2186 nt
Organism: Gekko japonicus
Lineage: Eukaryota; Metazoa; Chordata; Lepidosauria; Squamata; Gekkonidae
Gene: IRF2BP2
Product: interferon regulatory factor 2 binding protein 2
Exons: 2
Coding region: 405-2147 (580 amino acids)
Biological process (GO): regulation of transcription by RNA polymerase II
Cellular component (GO): nucleus
Molecular function (GO): transcription corepressor activity
Source: RefSeq, a predicted model, not a curated record
GCAACAGCGGCGGCGACGGCUUCUGGAGUCCCCGCCCCAGUGCGAGUGUCUGGGCGGCUGGCAGCCGGCGGGCAGCGCUGUAGUAGCGAGCGGCGCGGUGCGGGCAGCAGGAACAGCGCACUGUAGUGGGGGUCGGAGGCUGCCGUGCUCGGGCGAUGCGUCUCGCCACGUCCCUGUGAGUGCCUGCAGCUUAGGGGGAUUAGGAGAGACUGGCCGAAGGCGAAGCUGCUUCCCCCCCUUCCCCCUCGGUCGUUUGGAAGAGGAGGUGGCAUUCCGUGCCAAAGCCUGCGGCAGCUGCAGAACGCCCAGCCUCUCCGGUGGCUAGAAGAGCAGCAGUGGGAAGAGGAGGGGGAGGCGGAGGCAGGGGACGAGGCGCGGGGCGCUCACUGCCCCUGGACUGGGCCAUGUCGUCUGCCGCGGUGGCCGUGGCUGCUGCCUCCCGCAGGCAGUCGUGCUACUUAUGCGACUUGCCCCGCAUGCCGUGGGCCAUGAUCUGGGAUUUCACGGAGCCGGUCUGCAGGGGCUGCGUCAACUACGAAGGGGCCGACCGGGUGGAGUUCGUCAUCGACACGGCUCGACAGCUGAAGAGAGCGCACAGCUUCCAGGAGGGCCGGGCCCCGCCACCUCCGCCGCCCCAUGCCAAGCAGCAGCCCCCGCCGCUCAGCGCCAAGGAGAUGCACUCGGCGGCGGCGGCAGCUGCUGCAGCCGAGGCGGCGUCCCGCGCCCCACAGCAGCCUCACGAGCGGUACUCACUGGCCGCCGCCGCCCCCUCUGAGCGGCCGCCGCCGCGCCUGGGAGCCGAGUACGGAGGAGGCAGCAGGCAGGUCAAUGGCAUCCUGGUGCCCAACGGCUUUUCCAAGCCCGAGGAGCCUCCUGAGCUCAACCGGCAGAGCCCCAACCCGCGGCGGACGCACACCGUGCCCCCCACCCUGGUGCCUCUCAUGAACGGAGCCUCCUUGCCCGCCGCCAUCAGCAUCAACAGCCGGGCGGCAGCGGCGGCGGCAGCCUCCUUGGCGGCCAUCUCCGGAGCCCCGACCCCGCUGCAGGUGUCAGUCUCGCAGGCGCAACAGAGCCAGCAGCAGCAGCCUGGGGAGGUGGGGGGACACAAGCGGCCCGGCUCGGUCUCUUCGUCGUCCUCUAGCAGCGGCGGCGGCGGCGCGAGCGACCUCGAGGGCAAGGACAAGGGACAGCAGCAGGCGCGGGGCUCGGCCGACAACCUGGACCAGCUGGGCGUGGAGAACAAGGGCCGAGGGGGAGCCGUGGCCGCCGGCUUGGACCAGGACUGGGUGAGCAAGCCCAAGACGGUCCGCGACACUCUGCUGGCCAUGCAGCACGGCAGCCACGCGGGGCCCUACGACAGCAAAUUCAAGAAGGAGCCCGGCAUGGCGGGCGGGAGGCUGCUGGGCUACGAGAGCAACGGGGCCAUGGCGAAAUCAGGGGCACGGGCAGCAAGGAAGAGAAAGCCUUCUCCAGAGCCAGAAGGGGACGCUGGACCUCCUAAAAUCAAUGGAGAGGCACAACCUUGGUUACCAACCUCAUCAGAAGGAAUGAAAAUAACAAUGGCAGCUGCAUCUUUCAUGAAUCCACCACCGCCAACUGCUUCACCUCAUUCUAACCGGACCACACCACCUGAGGCUGUCCAGAAUGGCCAGUCUCCUAUGGCUGCGCUCAUUUUAGUCGCAGACAAUGCUGGGGGCAACCAUGCCUCCAAAGAUGCCAACCAGGUUCACUCUACCACAAGGAGGAAUAGCAGUAGCCCACCCUCUCCAUCAGUGAACCAAAGAAGGCUGGGCCCUAGCAGAGAGGUGUCAAGUCAAGGAGCAAACGCUGGAGGGAUGGAACCAGUGCACCCUGCCAGCCUCCCAGACUCUUCUCUGGCAGCCAGCGUCCCUCUGUGCUGCACUCUGUGUCAUGAGCGUCUGGAAGACACCCACUUUGUGCAGUGCCCUUCCGUCCCGUCCCACAAGUUUUGCUUCCCUUGUUCCAGACAAAGCAUCAAACAGCAAGGCGCUAGUGGGGAGGUGUAUUGUCCCAGUGGCGAGAAGUGCCCUCUGGUGGGUUCCAAUGUCCCAUGGGCCUUCAUGCAGGGUGAGAUUGCAACCAUUCUUGCAGGUGAUGUGAAAGUGAAAAAAGAGAGAGACUCAUGACUUUCCCAGUAUCUCAGAGCAACAUCCUCCCUAAACUAA